UACUAACCGAACAAUAAUAAGACUUGACUGAAGAUGAGGAUUGGUUUACUAGUGCAGAUUCUUCUACUGGUUGCUGGGGUCGUUCAGGGCCUUGAUCCUAUAUCUUUAUCAGCUCUCUCAUUAGCGGAGAUAACAGCUGUUGGUUCUGUUGUUGCGAUGCUGGGAUUUAAACUGUUCGCACAUUCAGCGCAAGUUCUAAGAUUAACUGGUCGCAUCAAACGAUCUGAAGAAGAUGAUCUAAAUUAUGCUACUAUUGAAAAUAUUGCUGCUCUGGAACCUGAAAAAGAUGAUCUUAAUUAUACUACUAUUGAUACUAUUGCUGCUCUGGAACCUGAAGAUUGCUUCAAAAGAGUAUUCUGCUCUGCUGCUACUGGCAGGUUUAAAAACGAAGGUCUGAAGAAAACACUGAAUAUAGUCUACCAAGCAAUAUUAAUAGAUCCAAGUAAUAUCAACACAGAGAAUUAUAAACAAGCUGCAAUCUUUGGCGCUUCAAGGAGAGAUAUAGAGAAAUGUGAAUACAAAUAUGCAUGUGCGCUUUCUAUGGAUAAACUGGAACUCUUAUAUUAGGUGGAUCAGGUCUUUACUCUGUGAAUUGUAGGAUCAGAGAAACAUCAUUGCACCUCACCUAAAUACAUUUAUUAUCUACCAGUUACAUUAUUAAGUUUGAUUUAUGUAAAAGUUAAAUUUAAAAUUGAAUAAAUGUCAGUUGUAAUUUUUU
Eurytemora carolleeae is the source of this 718-nucleotide messenger RNA. RefSeq lists its product as uncharacterized. The transcript is spliced from 7 exons. The coding region runs from base 34 to 567 and encodes 177 amino acids. The record is from RefSeq and is a predicted model, not a curated record. Lineage: Eukaryota; Metazoa; Arthropoda; Copepoda; Calanoida; Temoridae.